This is a messenger RNA of Ophidiomyces ophidiicola, 609 nucleotides long. RefSeq lists its product as uncharacterized. The record is from RefSeq and is a predicted model, not a curated record. Lineage: Eukaryota; Fungi; Ascomycota; Eurotiomycetes; Onygenales; Onygenaceae. Bases 1 to 609 code for a protein of 202 amino acids. The transcript is spliced from 3 exons.
AUGGCGUCUUAUGGACCACCGCCUGCAGCGGGGUACAUAGAUCCCGAGAUUCCUGAACAGGUUGCGACCGCGCAGCUUUCAAAUUCUCUCUUCAGAGGGGCUGCAGUACAAGUACAGCUACCACGGGUGACAAUACAGUACUGUACGCAGUGCCGGUGGAUGCUACGAGCGGCUUAUUACGGCCAAGAGCUCCUCUCCACCUUCUCCACCAUACUAGGCGAAGUUGCCCUGAUACCCAGCACCAGCGGCACCUUUACCAUCUCCAUCUUGUAUAAAUCUGACGCCGACUUUGCCACCCAGGAAACAAUGCUCUGGGAUCGCAGACUCAAUGGUGGAUUUCCGGAAACAAAACAGCUGAAAUCCCUCGUUCGAAACAUCAUUGACCCAAACCGCGGACUAGGCCACAUCGACCGUGCCAUGGCUAGAUCGCAGCUCCAACAACAGCAGCAACCUCCAAUUGAAAAUACUACUGAAGAAAUGCAACAGCCUGCAGUAAUGACUGGUGCAGCGCCGCCACCACCAGUGAUGGCUGUACCUCCUGACGAAUCUGAUGUAUAUAAUAACGAAAAAGCAAGUGUCAAUAGUGACAUCUGUGAGGAUUGUCAAUGA